AUGAACUAUAUCUCAAGUGAUGUGCCGGAUUUUUUGCAUUGUAUUGUGUUUUCCAUUUUAUGCAAUAAGAAUUUUUUAGUAUAUAAUAUUCCUAAAGCGAGACUAAGUCCAGAGAAACAAUCAAGAGACGAAUCAGGUAAUAACCAGGAUGAGAAGAACAUCAGCUCAACAGAGUUAGACAGAAGUAACGAUUAUGCGCUAAGUUAUAUUUUAAAUUAUUUAGAAAAUUUACCCCUUAGAAAUGAUUCCCUGGCCGAUAGUAAUGGUACUACCAGCCCAAAUUAUUAUAUAGUACACGAUUUCGAUUCUUUACCCCCUUUAAGUGCUUUAAACUGGAAAUCGGAAGAAACUAAUAAUAAUAGCAACAACAUAUUGGUCGAUUCAAUUGAUAACACUAUUGGAAACCCUUACAAAAUUGGUGAGAAAACAUCUUUUGAAGAUACAAAGAUAGACUACAAGUUCAUAGUAAUAUCACAUUUGCAAAAAUUUACAAACAUACAAAUGAACCGUUUAGCUCAUUACCUACAGAAAUUAAAGAGAAUAAACGAAUUACCCGAAUCUCAAACUAAAUAUAUUACAAUUGGGAUUGUUAAUUAUGAAAACGAAUCCAUAAAAUUUAAAGUGAUAUCCACCCCUUUUUUACACAAACAAUUUUGGCUAUAUUGCUUGUUAUUAGAAGAAGGCUCCUUUAAAAUCACACACAGUCAUUUCCCCCCACCUGUAUUAUUCAAAAAAUAUCAAAAUGCACUUCUAUCAUCCUUUAAUAACAAUGACAAACAUAUAGUUAGAUUCAACCCUAACUUGAGACAGUAUAUUUUGGACAUCAUAAUACAUUUACGGAUGCAUCGGUUUAAUGUCCAAGGUAAAGGAGGCGGUUGCUCCACAAAAUUUGUGUCAGACGUGAUAUUGUUGAGCCAAUGCCUAGCACUAUUUCUCGGAAACACCUACAAUUCUCGAAAUUACAAUGAAACUUUUGAUUUAUUAGUUACACCAGAUAUUAUUAAAAUUGCAUGUUUAUGGUACCUACCGUUCCAUUUGAAAACUUCUUUAGCAGCAACUGCAUUUUCCCAAAACGAUAAGAUUGCAAGCAUAUUUAUGACACGGGCUAAUAUUAGUAGCAGUACAGAUAGUAGCUAUAGUAGUAGCAGGACUAAUAAUGAUAGUAAUAAUAGCAGUGCUGGAAAUUAUAUAAGUAAUGACACAGAGGAGGAUGUUCUAUUGACACAUGACUUAGGUCCCCCAUUGUCCUCCUAUGACAUAUUAUUAGACCCCUCCAUUGCUUAUGGAACAGAUUUAGAAAUCAUCAAUGAUUUGGUAAUAAAGUUUCAUCAUUUGGAAUUAAAUGUAUUAAGUAAUAAUUAUAAGCUUAUUCGGAAAAGACGUCCACAUCAUUAUCAUCAUGCUGGUGGUAGAAGUAAUAAUUCUGCACAAGAGACGACAAGCUUAGUAGCUGAAACAUUUUUUUUUUUCGAACGUUUAAUUGUAAGUGAUGUGUUAAAUAAUGUGGUUCCGCCACUUUAA
Messenger RNA from Saccharomycodes ludwigii, 1521 nucleotides. RefSeq names its product Mtc2p (gene MTC2). NCBI's taxonomy places the organism in Eukaryota, Fungi, Ascomycota, Saccharomycetes, Saccharomycodales, Saccharomycodaceae. Bases 1 to 1521 code for a protein of 506 amino acids. The transcript has a single exon. The record is from RefSeq and is a predicted model, not a curated record.